Molecule: messenger RNA, 985 nt
Organism: Diachasmimorpha longicaudata
Lineage: Eukaryota; Metazoa; Arthropoda; Insecta; Hymenoptera; Braconidae
Product: transmembrane protease serine 9-like
Exons: 4
Coding region: 12-983 (323 amino acids)
Biological process (GO): proteolysis
Molecular function (GO): serine-type endopeptidase activity
Source: RefSeq, a predicted model, not a curated record
UUGACCGGAAAAUGGAGUUGUCUCUUAUUCUUUUGGUCGUUGCAGCCAUUUUGAAUAAUGCUGUCAACGCGGGGCGCAUUAAGAGGAUUGUUGGUGGAUCCCGAGUCGACAUACAGAGUGCUCCAUUCGUGGCGAUGCUACGCGACUACAGAGACGAUGAUGCAAGAACGGGACACAUAUGUGGUGGUGCCAUUAUCAGUAGCAGACACAUUCUUACCGCAGCUCACUGCAUCAGCGAGGGUGAUCGAUAUCCCCUGGAUCUGGACGAACUCGAUAAUCUCGUUAUUGUGGUGGGUGAGGACACUUUCGAUUACCACUCCACAAUGUAUGAAGUUGAGGAAAUUUAUCAUCCUACGACGUUCCAUGGCGAUCUCUCUGAUACGUCCAAGGACAGGGGAGACAUCGCAAUCAUCAAGCUCGAAGAGGAGAUACAUUUCAACUCAUACCGGCAACCAAUUCAGCUAGCAACUCAUGAACCAGAAUCGCAAGCUCGAGGUUUAGUUUAUGGGUGGGGACGCACUGGCAGGAAUGCUCCUUAUUCUGGCUCAUUGCAAGGACUCCAAGUGACAUACUUUACCAUGCCUUCCUGCUCUUGGGAGUUUCCAUUCCAGGCUUUCACGGCAGAUGAAUUAUGUGCGAGGGGAAUAGGCGAAACUGACACUUGUUCCGGUGACAGUGGUGCUCCCUUGGUAAUGUCCCAUCAACUUGUUGGAGUACUUUCACACGGCUCAGUGGGCUGUGAUGGCUCAAGACCAAGUGCAUACGCCAGUGUUCCUUAUUACAAGUCAUGGAUCGAAGAUGUGAUCGCGGGUAAAGUAGAACGAAUCUACCCUCCAGUGAUUCCCACGAGCCCUCCUGAUGUUCGUGCCUGUCAUACCCCCAAGCCGGCGACUACAGCGCCAAGACGUCAUAGGGCGAGUUGUAUAAGAAAAAAGAAGAAGAAGUCCUCAUCUACGCCCCAAUCACCCAAAAAUUUCAUGUGACA